CCCCAGCAGAUCCCUCCUCCCACCACAGCAGGAAGUUGCCUCCCCACAGACCCGGAAGUGAGUGGUGUGGCCUAGGAGACAGCAGAGUAACCACCAUCCUCGCGGAGAAUCGUUUUAGCUUCCCCCUCCUCCUUCUUUUCCCCACCUCCUCAGAAAUGAUGCGAGUUGAAGCAUCGGGAAGAGUCUCCAUGGCGGGUCGCUCAACUGGCGCGAGAGCCGAGGGGCGUGUGUGUCCUCCGGGUCGUCCGUUCAACGACAGCAAUAGGUGGGCGGGGCCGCCACAGCACGAGCCCCGGCGUCGAAAGGGCGGAGGGCUGCCGCCAUCACCAAGGCAACAGCCGCGCGCGCCGGCUUAUGAGCUCGUGGCGAUCAGUCUAGCCGCAGCUGUCCUGCUGCUAGUAGAGCACCGCUUCUGGCAGCAGGAACUGUCUGGCAGAGACUGGAGUGGUGGCGGCGGCGGCGGCGGCUGCUGCUGCUGCUGCUGUCUCCUAAACUAGAGAGGCGGGGCUGUAAAAGGCCUGAGGGGGUUGCUUGGUGAUGGUGACCGCUCCCCUUGGCCGUCAUAAAAGCCGGCUCUGCAUUUCUGCACUUCUUUGUAGCGCUACCUAGUCCGGAAUUUCCGAUGAAAUUUGCACAAAUUGGAGAAAAAGCAGAUGUACUAAUCAGAACUCUUUUAACGCUUUGAACAUUUCGCAUGACUCUUGUUGAAAAGCGGUAUAUGAGUAUUCAUUGUCUUAUAAAUGAGUCGUACUACAAACUACAUGCAAAAAAGGGUGUAGUAUUAUCACUUCAACUGCCACCUUGUCAGGAAUCGCCUACAACAGGUGGAGAGAGGAUAUGGGCCAGAAGGGUUGAGAAAUACAAUCUGGGUUAAUAAACAGAGUAAUGUUUUUAUUUUAAAUUGCUUAUGAUCCUAGUAAAAUUAUUAGCCAUGAUAUGGCCUUUGAUAAAGAGUAGUUUUUAUCCCACCCCAUCCCCCCAAAAACCUUAUUAUUAAAUGCAUUUUAAAAAACAACAGAGAUGGUAUAGGGGCCAAACAGCUGGUAUCUAAUGAUAUCUCAUUUUAACUUUGAUUUUAAUGAUAUUUAAUCUGGUUUAAAAGUUUAUUGAUUUUAAUUGUGUUUUUUAUUUUAAUGUAUACUGUCCUGAGCCACAUACAUAAAUAAUACAACUUUACUAAUCUAACAUUUUCUAUCUGAAGUAGCAGACUUGACAGCUAAAAUUGAAAUACUGUACUGUAGUAAGUUUUCCCAUGGCAAUACUUACUUUAUUUUGAAAGCAUUAGUCUACAGAAAACACUCAAGAAUCAUAAUAUUUCUGUAGGAGAUUGUUUUUCAAGUCAACUUUUGAAGUCAAGUUCUCUUAUUUUUAUGUAUUUAUUUAACAUAUUUGUAUACCACCCACACCUGAAGUCUCUAGGCAGUUUACAGCAAUAUAACAAACUAAGAAAAUGUUAACAAAACAUAUAGAAAUAUCAAUACUACCAAAUAGCUAAAAAGCUUGGCUGAAGAGAUGUGUAUUUAGUUGUUUCCUAAAGGCCAACAGGAUGGAGCAGUUCUCAUCUCAGCAGGAAGUGUGUUCCACUUUUAGCUAAUUAUAAAAGUCAUCCUCUGCCUCAAGGACUGUUUCAGAGUCAUCCUCUUCUUUAUCAGCUUGGUUGUCACAUUGCUCUACCUGACAGAUUGAUGUACAUUUCAAACCAUUCUCCAUACAAAUACACGUGAGCACAACGUAAGACUGGUUGCACCUGCAGGACAACAGCUCAAGGAAUGAGUCAGGUGCCAGUUUCCCAGUCAUCCACUGAUUAGAAGUAGUUUAGAUAUGUACCAAAGACAGUUACUGGAACUUCACCAAAGACUCUUGUAUGCUGAAAAAGAAAACAAAAAAAGAUCCCGUGAGCUGAACACUGUCCUGAAUGAAAUCAAACGAGUUGUUAAUGAGCGGACUAACUCUUCAACAAAUGUUACAGACUUUGCAAAGUGGAAAAUGUUGAGUCUCACCAACAGACUUCCGGUACAUCUAACAAAUAUCCACUACUAUCUGCCUCAUCUCCAGGAGCAUGAAGAUGGUAUUAACCCAAAUGUUGUAAUUGGGCAAGGAAGGACUGGGGUGUCCCUGGUUAUGGGUAUUCCAACAGUCCGGAGAGAAAAACAAAAUUAUUUGAUGAAUACACUGAAUUCCCUUUUCUAUGACAUGUCUGCAGAACAGAAGAACAACUGUGUGAUAGUUAUCUUUGUAGCAGAGGUGGACACAGAUUAUGUUAACAGCAUUGCAGAAAGCAUUAGAAGCAAUUUUCCAAAUGAUAUACUCUCUGGAGUUCUGGAAGUCAUUUCUCCCCCUGCUUCUUAUUAUCCCAAGUUCUCCAAUCUCAGGGAAACAUUUGGUGACUCUGCGAACAGAGUAAGGUGGAGAACAAAACAGAAUCUGGAUUAUAGCUUCUUAAUGCUGUAUGCCAAACCAAAAGGAACAUUUUAUUUACAGCUAGAAGAUGACAUUAUAGCCAAGCCUUCAUACGUACAGGAUAUAAAAAACUUUGCCGUACAGCAGGAAUCAAAGGAAUGGAUGAUUCUUGAAUUUUCUCAACUUGGGUUUAUUGGAAAAUUAUUCCGAUGCAGAGACAUACCAUUGAUAGUAGAAUUUUUUUUAAUGUUCUACAAAGAUAAGCCGAUUGACUGGCUUCUAGAUCACUUACUUUGGGUUAAAGUUUGCAAUCCAGAAAAAGACGCACAACACUGUGAAAAGCAAAAGGCCUAUUUGCGCAUCCGUUAUAAGCCAUCUCUCUUUCAGCAUGUAGGAAUUCAUUCCUCUUUGGCUGGAAAAAUACAGAAUUUGAAAGAUAAAGAUUUUGAAAAAAACUCAUUAUUCAAAGCACAUACCAACCCUCCUGCAGAAGUGACUACAAGCCUAAAAGUAUUCCAGCAUUUUACUUUAGAAAAGGCUUAUAAAGGAGAAGAAUGUUUCUGGGCUAUUUCUCCUGUGGCUGGAGAUUAUAUCCUAUUUUCCUUUUGGCAUCCAUUGGAAAUAGAAAGGUACUUAUUUAGAAGUGGAAAUAUGGAGCAUCCUGGAGAUAAACUAUUUAAUACUACUGUGGAGGUUUUACUUCAGAAUGAUAUAAACCUUCAAUCUGCUGGAAAAUAUGCACAGAAUUUAAAGAAUCUAAAAACUCAGAAUGGAUAUUUACAAAUAGGUGCAUUUGAAAAUGGAAUUGCAGAUGGCGCCAUCGGCCCAUUGUUAGGAAAAAUAAAAGCUCUUCGUUUAUCUAUCCGCUCCAGUUCUCCAAUGUGGGUGCUACUGAGUGAAAUACUUAUAAAGCCAUUGUGAAAAAAGUAUCAGACAAGAGACUUUCUGAAGAAUAUGCAAGUUUCAAAGCUGCAUGCAAACAAGGCCAUCUAGUGGCAGCAACAUCAUGGUCGACUAUGAAAUCUAAUCUCCUUCCUAAUACUGUGUAAUAGGAGAGGGGACUACUCUCUGUAUAUUCUGUACACAGAAUAUUAAUUUUAUUAAAAUUGAAAUAUUUUAAAUAGUUAUAAUAUAUUGCCAACAAGCCCUUUGUAAAUAAAAACACUUUUAAUAAUGGAAAAAAUAAAUGUCAAUUGUUAACUAGUACAAUAGAUUAGCAAUACAUCUUUUAAAAUAUUAAAAAAUAGUAAAACUAUAGGAGAGAAUCCAGACACGUUCAGUACUUUUAGUCUCAAUACAAUUGGAGGAUG
Molecule: messenger RNA, 3710 nt
Organism: Hemicordylus capensis (graceful crag lizard)
Lineage: Eukaryota; Metazoa; Chordata; Lepidosauria; Squamata; Cordylidae
Gene: MGAT4D
Product: MGAT4 family member D
Exons: 15
Coding region: 1822-3321 (499 amino acids)
Biological process (GO): protein N-linked glycosylation
Cellular component (GO): endoplasmic reticulum; Golgi stack; endoplasmic reticulum-Golgi intermediate compartment
Molecular function (GO): acetylglucosaminyltransferase activity
Source: RefSeq, a predicted model, not a curated record